Molecule: messenger RNA, 2208 nt
Organism: Cornus florida
Lineage: Eukaryota; Viridiplantae; Streptophyta; Magnoliopsida; Cornales; Cornaceae
Product: 1-aminocyclopropane-1-carboxylate oxidase homolog 1-like
Exons: 5
Coding region: 511-2190 (559 amino acids)
Source: RefSeq, a predicted model, not a curated record
GUUUAUACGGACAAUUACAAACCUUAUUUGUAAUCUAAAAUCAAAUGACCUAUGCGUGCGUGUCCCUGGGUGUGAGGCCGGUACCUCUCUCUCUGAGCCACGGUUACUUCACCAGUGUAAGGUUAGGGUUAUAACAGUGCAAGCACCACCACAGCACCACCACUACCAUCAUCAUCCAAACCCUAAAAAAAUGGACACCUUCUCAAACAGUCAUGGACGAACCCUCAAUAUCGCUUUGGGGUUGGAGCAAUUUCCUCCAUUUCACGACCGUUUUCUGGGACUCCGACCAGCCACUGCUCUCGGAAACCCCGAUAGAUCACAUUUCGUCGUUCCUGCCGGAAAUUCCAGGCCGACUUCAGAAAGGGUGUUUCAAUUUCCUGGUGAGUCGGAUCCCCUGUGCGUCUCCGAGGCGGAUAACUGCGAGGUCAAAGGGUAUCAUCGACGGCAUAGGGUUUAUCUCCGGUGGCAGAUCCAGAGAUACUGUCAGCAGUAUAGCAACAAAAUAAGAAAAUGGUGGUCAAUAGCACAUGUCAAGUUCAAGCUGCAAGUGAUCUGAACUAUGAUCGAACUAUCGAAUUGAAAGCUUUUGAUGACACAAAAGCUGGUGUUAAAGGUCUUGUUGAUGCUGGAGUUACCAAUAUCCCUCGGAUAUUCAUUCAUCCAACAGAGAAUUCUGAAAAAUCCUGCAACUCUAGCAAGACCCAAUUCAGUUUCCCAAUCAUAGAUCUCAAUGGCGUCGAUAAAGAUAAAGAUCCAAUCCAGCACAAGGAGAUAGUUGACCAAGUCAGAGAUGCAUCAGAGACAUGGGGUUUCUUCCAAGUGAUCAACCAUGGCAUCCCAGUAAGUGUUUUGGAGGAGAUGAUGGAGGGUGUACGUGGGUUCAAUGAGCAAGAUACUGAGGUGAAGAAACAGUGGUAUACAAGAGAUGCCACAAAAACUCUGGUAGUUCAAAGCAAUUUUGAUUUGUAUACUGCACCGGCAGCUAACUGGAGGGAUACUUUUAAUUGCUUUAUGGCUCCUAAUCCUCCCAAUCCCGAAGAUUUACCCACAGUGUGCAGCAAAAUACGAAAAAUGGAGGUCACCAGCACAGGUGAAGUUGAAGCUGCAAGUGAUCUGAACUAUGACCGAACAAGUGAAUUGAAAGCUUUUGAUGACACAAAAGCUGGUGUUAAAGGACUAGUUGAUGCUGGAGUUACCAAUGUUCCUCGAAUAUUCAUUCAUCCACCAGCUAAAUUUGACAAUUCAUGCAAAACCCAAUUCGGUUUCCCAACCAUAGAUCUCAAUGGCAUCGAUGAAGAUCCAAUCCGGCGCAAGGAGAUAGUUGACCAAGUCAGAGAAGCAUCAGAGACAUGGGGUUUCUUCCAAGUGAUCAAUCAUGGCAUUCCAGUAAGUAUUUUGGAGGAGAUGAUGGAGGGUGUACGUAGGUUCAAUGAGCAAGAUACUGAGGUGAAGAAACAGUGGUAUACACGAGAUGCAACAAAAACUGUGGUGUAUCAAUGCAAUUUUGACUUGCAUACUGCACCGGCAGCUAACUGGAGAGACACUGUUUAUUGCUCUAUGGCUCCUAAUCCCCCUAACCCAAAAGAAUUGCCAGCAGUGUGCAGAGAUAUUAUGAUCGAUUACUCCAAGCAUAUAAUGAACUUGGGGCUUACUCUGUUUGAAUUGCUCUCUGAGUCUCUUGGGCUUAACUCCCAUCACCUGAAGGAUAUGAAUUGUGCCGAGGGGCUUUUGCUCCUUGGCCAUUACUACCCAGCAUGCCCUGAACCAGAAUUGACUUUUGGCACUACCAACCAUGCUGACAGUGGCUUCCUUACUGUUCUUCUACAAGACCAGAUUGGUGGGCUUCAAGUCCUCCAUGAAAAUCAAUGGGUUGAUGUGCCUCCCAAUCCUGGUGCUCUCAUAGUAAAUAUUGCAGAUCUUCUACAGCUCAUCACCAAUGAUAAGUUCAAAAGUGUCAAUCACAGGGUACUGGCAAAAAAAAUUGGCCCUAGGAUUUCAGUUGCAAGUUUUUUCAGAACACAUCUUCCAAAAGGGUUUACAUCGAGAGUGUAUGGACCAAUCAAGGAGUUGCUAUCAGAAGAAAACCCUUCAAUCUACAGGGAGACUACUGUAAAUGAGUUCCUCGCACACCACUUCCAGAAAGGACUCAAUGGAACCUCUGCACUAUUGCAUUUCAAGUUGCAUAACUAGGCCCAUGGAGAUUCUGGG